GCUCCAAGUCCCUUGUAGCCCACUUCAGAAGAAGAUCAGGAGUGCUCUGCUCUCGCCGUAACAACAGCCCUGUUUAACUUAACGUGUUGUAGGUGCUGUGACACAGGAAGAACUGCAUGCAGGCCCAGGAGUUUCUUGUUUUCACUUCUUGAGUAGUUAGUUCUCUGUGGAUGGAGAAAGAUUUGAGUCUUAAUUGCCCUGUUUUACAAGGUGUUCUGUGUAGUCUGAACUGGGUCACUUCCCAAUGAGCUAUACAGCCAGUCCUUGUCAGGAGCUGGUUGAACCCUGUGCAGUGCAUGCAGAAGGAAUGGCCCAGGAAGAGAGCCAUCGAAGUCAGGCGCCACCCACCUUCUACCAUGGUGCCAGCCAGGAGCUCGACCUGUCCACCAAAGUGUAUAAAAGGGAGUCUGGAAGCCCUUAUUCUGUGCUGGCAGACACCAAGAUGAGCAAACCGCAUCUCCACGAGACCGAGGAGCAGCCAUAUUUCAGGGAGCCAAGGGCAGUGUCUGAUGUGCACACUGUCAAGGAAGACCGGGAGAAUUCUGAUGACACGGAAGAGGAGGAGGAAGUCUCUUACAAAAGGGAGCAGAUCAUAGUGGAGGUAAACCUUAAUAAUCAAACCUUAAAUGUAUCUAAAGGGGAAAAGGGUGUCUCUUCUCAGUCCAAAGAGACUCCUGUUCUUAAGACAAGCAGCGAGGAAGACGAAGAGACUGAGGAGGAGGCCACAGAUAACAGCAGUGACUACGGAGAGAACGGACGGCAAAAGAAAAAGGAGAAGCAAAUGGAGAAAGUCAGGGUUACACAAAGGCGAACCCGGCGAGCUGCCUCUGUUGCCGCAGCUACCACUUCCCCUGCACCCCGCACAACUCGAGGCCGUAGGAAGAGUGCAGAGCUACCCAAGAGGAAGAAGCGGGCUGCUAAGGAGCCUAAAGCGCCAGUCCAGAAAGCUAAGUGUGAAGAGAAAGAGACUCUGACCUGUGAGAAGUGCCCCAGGGUGUUUAAUACUCGCUGGUACCUGGAGAAGCACAUGAACGUUACUCACAGGCGCAUGCAGAUCUGUGAUAAAUGUGGCAAGAAGUUUGUCCUGGAAAGUGAGCUGUCCCUUCACCAACAAACAGACUGUGAAAAAAACAUUCAGUGUGUUUCCUGUAACAAAUCCUUCAAGAAACUCUGGUCCCUUCAUGAACAUAUCAAGAUUGUCCAUGGAUAUGCAGAAAAAAAAUUUGCCUGUGAGAUUUGCGAGAAGAAGUUCUAUACCAUGGCUCAUGUACGGAAACACAUGGUUGCACACACAAAAGACAUGCCAUUUACAUGUGAGACCUGUGGAAAGUCUUUCAAGCGCAGUAUGUCACUCAAGGUGCACUCCUUGCAGCAUUCUGGAGAGAAACCCUUCAGGUGUGAGAACUGCGAUGAGAGGUUCCAGUACAAGUACCAGCUCCGCUCCCACAUGAGCAUCCACAUUGGGCACAAGCAGUUCAUGUGCCAGUGGUGUGGCAAGGACUUCAACAUGAAGCAGUACUUUGAUGAGCACAUGAAGACGCACACUGGAGAGAAACCUUUUAUCUGUGAAAUCUGUGGCAAAAGCUUCACCAGUCGACCCAACAUGAAGAGGCACCGCAGAACUCACACAGGCGAGAAGCCCUACCCCUGUGAUGUGUGUGGUCAGCGGUUCCGCUUUUCCAACAUGCUAAAGGCCCACAAGGAGAAGUGCUUCCGAGUGACCAGCCCAGUGAAUGUGCCACCAGCUGUCCAGAUCCCACUGGCCUCAGCUCCAGCUGCUCCCGCUCCAGCCGUGGCCAACACUCCCACCAGCCCAGCCCCUGCAGUCAGUAUGAACCCUGUGGGUGGCGCGCUUCCCUCAAGACCUGUCCCGCACCCGUUCUCGCACCUGCACAUUCACACACAUUCACACCACCCGCACCACCUCCCCAUUCCUCCUGUGCCUCACCUGCCCCCACCUCCAGCCCUCUUCAAGAGCGAGCCCCUAAACCACAGAAGCCAGAGUGAGGACACCUUCCUCAGGCACCUGGCAGAGAAGAACAGCGCAGCCCAGGCCCAGCAUCAUUAGCACCAGCCAGUGUCCUCCCAUGG
Grammomys surdaster is the source of this 2091-nucleotide messenger RNA. It is a transcript of the gene Znf652, whose product is annotated as zinc finger protein 652. The record is from RefSeq and is a predicted model, not a curated record. Gene Ontology annotation, cellular component: nucleus. Gene Ontology annotation, biological process: regulation of transcription by RNA polymerase II. Lineage: Eukaryota; Metazoa; Chordata; Mammalia; Rodentia; Muridae. Gene Ontology annotation, molecular function: DNA-binding transcription activator activity, RNA polymerase II-specific; RNA polymerase II cis-regulatory region sequence-specific DNA binding. The transcript is spliced from 5 exons. The coding region runs from base 245 to 2068 and encodes 607 amino acids.